Messenger RNA from Nanorana parkeri, 3336 nucleotides. RefSeq names its product coagulation factor VIII (gene F8). NCBI's taxonomy places the organism in Eukaryota, Metazoa, Chordata, Amphibia, Anura, Dicroglossidae. The coding region runs from base 1 to 3336 and encodes 1111 amino acids. The transcript is spliced from 18 exons. The record is from RefSeq and is a predicted model, not a curated record.
AUGGACACCAGUUCCCGGGGACAACCGUCUGAGAGGGGAAGUUCCCUCACUUUGAUUGUAUUCAAGAAUCUGGCUCGCAGGCCCUUUAACAUCUAUCCUCAGGGGCUGAGCAGCGUGACUUCUAACCGGCCUUCUCUGACAGGCGAGCAGUUAAGGGAUUACCCCAUCCAUCCCAAUGACUCCAUAACAUACAUCUGGCAGGUGACCACCUACGACAGCCCGACGUCAUCUGAUCCACGAUGCCUUACACGGUUCUACGCCAGCUUCCUCGAUCUGCAGAAAGAUUUAUCAUCCGGCCUCAUUGGGCCCCUUCUGAUCUGCUCAAAGCAGACUUUGGAUCGCGGAGGAAAUCAGAUAGUUACAGAUAAGGAACAUGUCCUUUUCUUCUGCAUAUUUGAUGAAGCGCUGAGCUGGUACCACGAAGAGAACAGUCAAAAGUCUUCUACAAGCUCACCGGGAAACCAGAGCGCGAUCGUGAAACCUCCGGGGCGUAGCCUGAUAUACACUAUAAAUGGGAUUGUGGAUUCUCUGCAGCUGAGUAUCUGCCAGAAUGAAGUCAGCGUGUGGCAUGUUUUAAAUCUGGGCCUGGGCACAAAGCUGCUCUCCAUUUACUUUGGGGGAAACACCUUCAUGGUGGACUCGAGCUAUCAAGAAACGCUGACUCUCAUUCCGAUGAAUGGAAAGACCGUCGUCAUGGUGAUGGAAAAAUCAGGUCAAUGGCUGGUGGCCCCAGACUCCCCUCUAGCAGAUCUAGGCAUGCAAGCGACCUUAAGGGUUUCACACUGUGAGAAUCAUCUAGAUGAGUACUAUGAAUAUGAAGAUUCAAAGGAUAUCACCCACGAUCCUGCGUUGUAUCAGUUUCCAUUUAUUACGUCCUUCAAAAUGCCACCUUCUGGAUCUUCCUCUGGACCACAUUUCAGGCCACCUUCUGGAUCUUCUUCUGGACCACCUUCUGGAUCCUCUUCUGGACCACCUUCUGGAUCCUCAUCUGGACCAUCAUUUGGUCCAUCUUCUGGAGCUUCUACUGGACCACCUUCUAAAUCUUCUUCAGGACCACCAUUCAGACCACCUUCUGGAUCUUCUUCUGGACCCUGGAGCAACUUUAAGAAAUCAAAAACCCCAGAUGAUCUAGAUAAUGCAAUCCUGAACGAUGAGCCUCUUGACUCUCCAAUUGUUGGAUCUGCCGAAGACCAAAAUGGUGCCGUUAAAGGGGAACCAGGUAAGCGAUCAAGCCGACAGCAAAGAGAUACAACGGGACGAACCGGCCCAGCGGGUAAGCGGUUGGAAGGUGGAUCAGAGCUGAAGAACUCGCUGGAGGAGGACGACGUGGAUUUUUACGAUGAUGAAUACCAAGGCAAUGAUAUGGAAUAUGUUGACAUGUACGGAGAACAAGGCCCUCGAAGCCUCGAAGGGCAACUGCAGACCUAUUUCAUAGCAGCUGAGGAGGUGAUAUGGGACUACGGUGGUGGAAGAUCCCCAUAUUUCAUCAAAGACGGGCGUCAUGUGCCGCACGGCUUCCCGUCAUAUAAGAAGGUGGUGUUCCGGGAGUACCUGGACAGCAGCUUUACCGAACCCGCAAUCCGCGGGGAGCGAGACGCCCAUUUAGGGCUUUUGGGGCCGUGUAUCCAGGCGGAGGUCAAUGAUGAAAUCCUAAUCCAGUUUAAGAACAUGGCGUCCCGUCCCUUCUCCUUCUACUCCAAUGUCCUGGCUGUGCAGUGGAAGGAGGAGGACAGCGUUCCCCCACAACACACCCGGACAUAUAUAGGAAAAGUCAGCUCCCAGUUUGGGCCCUCGGGAUCUGAGGAGUGUCGGACCUGGUUCUACACCUCCAACGGACACAUGUACAAAGACUUCCAUUCUGGACUCCUGGGACCUUUGCUCGUCUGCCGCCCGAAUGUCUUGAAGCGCUCCACCGUGCACCAGAUUUCGAUGGAGGAUUUCUCUCUCGUGUUCAUGGAGACGGACGAAACCAAAAGUUGGUACUUCAGAGAGAAUUGGCAGCGCCAUUGUCCUUCCGCUUGUGCCUUCCAGGGCAGUGUAUUGAGUUCCUGCCCUCCAGCCUGCAUUGUACCCUCAGCCUCCGAAGACCUCCAACACGACCACAUCUUUCAUGCAAUCAACGGCUAUGUUGGCAACUCUCUUCCUGGACUCGUCUUGCCUGUGGACAGGAAGAUACGAUGGCACCUGCUGAACAUCGGAAGAGCGGACGUCCUCCCCGUGCAGUUCCACGGCAACAUCCUGAAACAAGGGAGCCAGAAGGACCACCCCUGCAGUGUGGUGAACCUUUACCCCGGUGUCGGGGUGACUUUGGAAAUGACAGCUCAGACAAGUGGCCUGUGGCUUAUAGAACCAGAAGGCGUAUAUAAUAACUAUAACAUGACAGCGCUGUACCUAGUCUAUAAUCCAAGGUGUCACCAACCUCUUGGUCUAUCAUCAGGAAAAAUCAAAGAUUCACAGAUUACUGCAUCGGGACAUUAUGGGUCUUGGGUGCCAUACCUGGCCAGAUUGGGAAACAGCGGGACUAUAAAUGCCUGGAGUGCAGAGAGUGAGAACUCUUGGAUUCAGGUGGAUCUUCUUGCACCCAUGCUGAUUCAUGCAAUACAGACUCAAGGUGCCCGGCAGCGACUUGAUUCUCUGUACAUAUCCCAAUACAUUGUGUUCUAUAGCUUGAAUGGAGAAACAUGGAGCCAGUACCAGGGGAACACGAGCAGUAAUCAGAUGGUAUUCUUUGGAAAUGUUGACGCAUCCAGCAUUCAAGAGAACCGCUUCAAUCCUCCAAUCGUUGCUCGUUUCGUAAAGGUCCGCCCGGUGCACACUGGAACCAGAGCUGGCCUGAGAAUGGAACUUUUUGGCUGUGACCUCACUAGUUGCUCCAUGUCUCUUGGCAUGCAAUCAGGAGCUAUUAUGCCAUACCAGCUGUCUGCCUCUUCUUCUCUUCGUUCUGUAUUCGCUUCCUGGGUUCCAAGUUUAGCAAGAUUGAACCAGCAAGGACGAAUUAAUGCCUGGAGACCACAGGUAAACAGACCCGGCGAAUGGUUCCAGGUUGACCUUGGGCGCAUCAUGAAGGUGACCGGACUGAUGACACAGGGUGCCCGCUCCUUCACCUCCAUGUACAUCACUGAAUUCUCUCUCAGCCUCAGUGAGGACGGUGUCACGUGGAGGGCCGUGCAAAGUGCCAAUGGCCACCGGCAGAUCUUCAAUGGGAACAAAGAGUACAACACCCCAAUGUGGGUCACCCUGGAGGCUCCGGUCAUCGCGCGGUAUCUUAAACUGCACCCCGAGAAGUGGAAGGGAAGCAUCAUGCUGAGGAUGGAGGUUUUGGGGUGCUCUGUAUGA